Messenger RNA from Medicago truncatula (barrel medic), 4334 nucleotides. Its product is annotated as plectin. The transcript is spliced from 8 exons. Lineage: Eukaryota; Viridiplantae; Streptophyta; Magnoliopsida; Fabales; Fabaceae. The record is from RefSeq and is a predicted model, not a curated record. The coding region runs from base 167 to 4039 and encodes 1290 amino acids.
AAAUACCAAUAACAUUACCUUUCUCUUCUUGUUUAUUUAUAUUUUCUCUUCUCUUCUUCUCUGUCGGCUAUUUAUCUGCAUCUACAUCUCUUUCUGUGUUCCCACCCAACUAACUUAUUUCCCUUCAUCUCUCUCUUUUUUCUUUGAUCUACACUUCCGAAGCGCAAUGACAGCGGAGGAGGUGUUGAACGUACACAGCAAACAAAUUUCCGAUAACACCGACGACGUCGGCGUCGAAGGCGGUGAAGGUGAAAGUGAAGAUCGUAAUCACAACAACAAGAUCACAGAGCAUUGUAAUGGUAAGGAAAUUUCUGUUAACGGCAAUGUCGGUGUUUCUGAUUCCGUUCUUUCAGAUCCGAUCGUUACCGUUGACGCUAACGGUAAAGGUGGAGUAGCGGUAGAGGAUCAUAACAACGAAUCUGAAGUGACGGUUAUGAAUUCUAACGGUGAAACGACAACGGUUGAUGUCGUUGAGCGGGAAGAGAAGAUUUGUGAAAACGGUUCGGGAUCUGAUGAGAAUAACGUUAAUGAUGAUGAAUUUGUGAUUGUUGAAAACGGUGGAGAAUUGAAGGAAUGUGCGGUGGAGAAGGAGAAUCUUGUUGAAAAUGAGAUUCGUGAAGAAGAAGAAGUGAAGGUGGAGGAUCAAAACGGUGUCGUUGAGAAGAAUGAGAUUUGCGAUGCUGUUGUUGCUGACGUGGACAAGAGUGAUCGUGAAUUGGAAGGUGUUGAAAACGGAGUUAAAGAGAUCGAGGAGGUUUCUGUUGCUGAUGUUGCUGAUUCUACGGAUGCUGUGGAGGUGGUUGAUUCUGAUGUGGUGGAAAGAACCACCGAAUCUAAAGAUCACGAAAGCGAAAAUCUUUCCGAUGGAAAGAACGAAAUUCGUGAUGUUGAAUUGGAAACUGCAGUUGAUGGUGAAGUUGAAUCAGCUGAGAAGAACGAAAUUGAAAAUGGUGAGGUUGAAUUGGAAAGUGUCGUUCCUGAAGUGAGUGAAUCAGCUUCAGCUGAGAAGAAUGAAAAUCACGAUGUUGAAUUGGAAACUGUAGUUGAUGGUGAAAUUGAAUCAGCUGCAAAGAAUGAAAAUUGUGAUGUUGAGUUGGAAAAUGUAGUUGAUUCUGAAGUGAGUGAAUCAGCUCAGAAGAAUGAAAAUCUUGAUGUUCAAUUGGAAACUGCAGUUGAUUCUGAAGUGAGUGAGUCAGCUGAGAAGAACGAAAUUUUGGAAACUGCAGUUGAUUCUGAAGUGAGUGAAUCAGCUGAGAAAAACGAAAUUCGGGAAGUUGAAUUGGAAACCGUGGUUGAUGCUGAAGUGAGUGAAUCGGUCGAGAAGAAUGAAACUCCAGUUGAUGUUAAUGGAGUUUGUGAUCAUGCAGAUGAGAAGGAUACUCCGGUUGAUGUUAAUGUAGAUACUCAAAAUGAUUUAGAGAAGGUGUCCGUUGAGUCUGUCUCUGAUACAAUUGUUGAAAAUGGUUUGGAGAAGGUGCCGGUUGAGCCUGUCUCUGAUAAUGGUUUGGCGGAGGUUGAGGUGAGUGAAUGCAUUGAGGAGAAUGUGAUUCCUCUUGAUGUCGGCGAAUCGGAGAGGUCUGUUGAGAUACCAGAACCUGCUGGUGAAGGUGAAAAUGAACCUUCUGUUGUUACUUCUGAGGUGAAAGACAUUAAAGAGAAGAGUGAGGCUGAACCUUCAGAUAAUGCUGUCAAGGGUGAAGGUGAAUCUAUUGAAGUCUCUGAGAUUAAAAACGAUGCAGUUGGGGAUGAAGUUGAACCUUCAAAGGAAACAGCUGAGAGUGAAUCCGAGCCUUCAACAGAAACAGUGGUGGAAUGUGAAGCUGAACCUUCAAUUGAAACGGUGGUGGAGAGUGAAGCCGAACCUUCAACGGAACUAGUGGAGGGUGAAGCUGAAGUUUUGAACAAUGUAGUGCAGAGUGAGGCUAAGCCUUCUGUUGAUGUUGCAGAUUUGAAAACCAAUGCUGUCGAUAGAGAAGUUGAACCUUCAGUUGAAACUGAAACUGCGGUUGAAGCCGAAACUUCGGUCGAAGCCGAAACAUCAAUUGAAACUUCAGUUGAAGCCGAAAUUUCAAUUGAAGCGGAGCCUUCAGUUGAAGCUGAAACUUUGGUUGAAGGCGAGACCUCUAUUGAAGCUGAACCUUCAGUUGAAGCUCAAACUUCAGCUGAAGGUAGCAAUCAGACAACAGAUGAAGAUUUGAAAACAUCCCAAGAAGCAUCUGCCCCUGAUGCUGUGGAUGCAUCUGCCACCGAUGUGGUGGAUGCACAGGACAUGGGCUCUGAGGUGGUGAGGAGGCCAUUCUAUUGGUUGGUCCGGGUUCCGAGAUACGAUGAUGAUGACAAUGUAAAAGAGCAGAUUCAACAUGCUCUUCAACAAGUAGAGGAGCAGACUAAAAUCCGCGACGAAAUUCGAACUGAAAGCCAGGCUAAAAAGGCCCUUCGUAAAGAGUAUAAUCAAGAAUUUAGAGCUGCAGUACAAGAAGAGAGAGCUGCUAGGGAGUUGCUCAAAGCCAAACGACAAGAGAUGGAUUCAGUUCAAUCCACCAUGAAUAGAUUAAACAAUGCAAUUUCUGUCGGGGACAUAGAUAGCAAGAUUCGAAACAUGGAACACAUGAUCCAGCAUGAAACUCUGCCUCUAAAAGAAGAAAAGCAAUUGAUUCGCCAAAUCAAACUAUUGAAGCAGAAUCGCGGCGAGCUGUCUAAUAUUAUUGCAAAACAGGAUCAAUCACAAUCUCUCGACGACAAAGAAAGCAUGGAAGAGCAAACUAAGCGAUUACAGCUUUUGAGGAAGGAAUUGGAUGUGCUUAGAAGUAAUCUUCUGAAGGCAGAAGCAAUAACUAAAGCAGCAAAGAAGAAAUAUGAGGAAGAAGGUAAUCAAGUGGAUGAGGUUAUGGCUCGGUAUAACGCUGCUGAUGACACUCGUCAAGAGGCAUUUGUCAAGUUACAAACUUUGAAAAGGCAAUUGCAUGAGAAGAGCAAAUAUUUUUGGGAAUACAGAAGUGCUUCAAUGAGACUGCAAGAACUAGGAGCACAGGGGAAGAAAGAGGACGUGGAGCGCUUAUGUAUUGAUCAGGCUGAGAGAAUGCAUGAGCUGUUGAAGAAUGAUGAGUUCAGAAAGGACUAUUACCGGUGCAACACCAGGAGUACAGUGAGGAGACUGCAAACUUUAGAUGGCCGAACGCUUAAUCCUGGUGAAGAGCCGCCCAUGAUUCCUGCCUUCAUUGAAAGAGCUUACAAAAAUGAUUCUUCAGUUUCGCAGUCAACCCCUGAACAACAAAAGAAAUCAAUACCAACAGAACCUGUUACUGUUAAUACAAAGGAUGAACCUGCUUCCAAGGCUGUGGUACAAAAACCUGAAAUAAGCCAGACAAGUAAACCUAAAAAGCCUGCAAAACUUGCUCCUUCAGAGAAGAAGUCAGCAGAUCGAGUUUCUCGUUGGGGGGAUGAGUCCGAUGAAGAGAAGGAACCUAAUGAACCUGUGAGAACAAAGGAGGAAGACGAGCAGAUCUUAAAGGCUGAACAGGCGAGGAAGAAGGAAGAAGAAGCAAAGCUGAAGGAAAAGAAAAGGCUAGAGGAAAUUGAGAAAGCUAAGGAGGCACUGCAGAGGAAAAAGCGUAAUGCCGAAAAGGCCCAACAAAGGGCUCUCUAUAAGGCACAAAAAGAAGCUGAGCAAAAAGAGAAGGAAAGGGAGAAAAGAGCAAAGAAGAAGGGAAAAAGAAAGACAGUUACUACUGAAGAUGCUGUGGAGAAUACAGAACAAGAUGCUGCAGCUUCUCCUAGCUCUGAAACUCUGACAAGAACUCUUGAAGAAUCUGAUCAGAUCGAGAAACCAGUUGAGGUAACAAAACGAGCAGUGAAACCAUCUCAAUUCACAAAACAAAACAAGGUGAAAGCUUUACCCAUGGCUAUUCGCAACCGUGGUAAGAGACGAAUUCAACCAUGGAUGUGGUGGGUUCUAAUUGCAGUUCUGGUUAUUGCUGCCUUGUUUUAUAUGGGAAAUAACAGCUCCUUGAGAUCUUCAUUUCAAAGCUUUGGUUUUUGAGGAGACUCCAAAGUUAAAAAAACUUGCUUCGAUGCUAAGCAAUCAUUAGGUGUUUGCCUUGGGGGAUGGUAACCCUUACAUAUUUAUUACAUAUAUACAUAUAGAAGCAAUUCUUUUGGUGCCUUUACAAUUUUUUUGCUUCUAGUUUUUGGUCUGUAGUAGUCAUUAUUAUUAUUAUUUUUAUUUUUAUUUUCUUCAAACCAAUAUUUGUUUCUGAUGUGAUUUUAACUGGUUGAUUGCUUCUGCGACCAAUUAUUAUGGUAAUAAAUUAUUGUGAUUGUGGUGGGUUUUUAUA